This is a messenger RNA of Spodoptera littoralis (African cotton leafworm), 555 nucleotides long. NCBI's taxonomy places the organism in Eukaryota, Metazoa, Arthropoda, Insecta, Lepidoptera, Noctuidae. The record is from the annotation of a GenBank genome assembly.
AUGCGAUCACUUGCAAACGAAUUCCAAAUCCGUGCUGGUUCAUCGUACAGCGAGAAAGGUGGACAAUUAUACCCAGUCGGUGAAAUACUUUGGCAUCCAAGCUUUGAUUACGGCAACAUGGACAAUGACAUUGCCAUUCUUUGGUUGCCCAAACCAUUGGUGUUCAGCGACAAAAUAAGACCAGUACAAUUAAUGGGAAGAGGUGAAGAAAUAAAUGAUGGUGAUGAUACGAUUGUGACUGGAUGGGGUAACCUUUAUAGAGUGACCGUCCAGAAAAUCAACAACGAGAUAUGUAACGAUGCUUACAAGCCGUUGUAUGCUAUUACUAAUUAUAUGCUCUGCGCUGGGGCACUUGGUGGUGGAAAGGAUGCAUGCCAGGGUGACAGCGGCGGACCCCUGGUUCAUAACAACAAGUUAGCUGGCGUCGUGUCCUGGGGUCUAGGAUGUGCACGACCGGAAUAUCCAGGAGUCUACUCCAAAGUCUCAGCUUUAAGGAGCUGGCUUGAUGAUAAUAUUUAUCAGCUUAGGUGGAAACACAUCUGGAGAAGCAUUUAG